Planococcus citri (citrus mealybug) is the source of this 4068-nucleotide messenger RNA. RefSeq lists its product as uncharacterized. Gene Ontology annotation, molecular function: nucleic acid binding; zinc ion binding. Lineage: Eukaryota; Metazoa; Arthropoda; Insecta; Hemiptera; Pseudococcidae. The record is from RefSeq and is a predicted model, not a curated record. The transcript is spliced from 6 exons. The coding region runs from base 496 to 4068 and encodes 1190 amino acids.
AUUUCCCUAGCACAAGAUAAAUAAUAACUAUACGCGAGUACGGCUAUACUUAAACUGUUGGCUCUGCCCAUGUUACAAUGUCGGAAGUGGUCCUUGGACCAAGUCCAAUAGAUGUCUCUGCCUUAUGGAACUUUCCACGGAACUUUCCAUUGGCAGUGAUACCACUUCCUCCGGAGCACAACUUCCCUUUAGGUGGAAGCUGCGGGCGCAUCCCCUCCUGUCGCGGAUUCGCGGUUAUUAAUUAUAUUUGGCUAUGUUUUUGUUAUAUUUAAAGUUCGCGAUCUCGAUAAUAUUCGGCUGCUAGGUUUGUUAUCUUGAAGAUUCAAAAGUUUUUGUUAUUGUUUUUAUUCGAAAAUAAAUAGAGGACGAAAAGGGUUCGUAUUGAAGCGAUUAAAUCAAUCGCCCUUAUUGUUGAAUUCCUUUUUCGUUAUGGUAGCAGGCUGAUCCUAAAUAAUCGUUCGUUUCGUCCUCCGAAUUCGUUGGUAAAUUCCAAAAAUGCCGGAAACCAGCGAAAAUGCCGAAAAGCUAAAAGCGUUAUCCACCCAAAAGUCCAGACUUCGUUCUUCACUGACUAGAAGUAUGUCAUACGUAAGUGAGAAGCUGGCGACGGCAGAUUUUAACGAAGUUAAAGUGAAAUUGACAAUGGUCGAAGAUAUAUAUAAAAAUUAUCUUGCUUUACUUGACGAAUUCGACAACUUCGAAGUUCCGGAUCUGGACCCUUUCAUAGAAAAAUUCGAAGAUGACUACAUCGCCAUUAAAGGUAAAUUAGAAAGCAGUAUCGAAAAAUUCUCUAAUAGCAGUGCUGUUCCAGGUUUUAAAAGACAGUGUACAACUGAAUCUGGUGGUAGCGGUAGUUGUUGUUCUUCUUCAAAAGCUACGAUUAAGUUACCAAAGUUGGAGUUGAAGAAAUAUGGUGGUAAUCUACUUGAAUUCGAAUCGUUUUGGUCUUCGUUCAACUCAGCUGUACAUAAUACUGAUUUAGAAGCAACUGAUAAAUUUACGUACUUGAGAAAUAACCUGGUAGGCGAAGCUGAAUUAUUGUUGAAAGGUAUGGGUACCACUGCUGCAAACUAUCCAAUCGCAUACGAAAUGGUAAAAAAGAAGUUUGGUAAUAAAAAGAAAUUAAUUGAUUUAUUAUACGAUAAUUUAACGAAAAUUCCAAAAAGUAACAAAUGGACUAAAAAUUUGCGAAAUACUUACGAUAAUAUUGAAUCGAAUUUACAUGCUUUAGAAGGUGUAGGUGAAAAUAUUCAAAACAACACCAUACUGUACUCGAUGAUUAUGAAGAAGUUUCCAUUUGAUAUAAUUAUGAAAGCCGAUUUGGAUGUUGCAAGUAACGAUUUAUCCGAAUUGAGGCAGAAAGUUGGCGAAUUGAUAUGGAAACAAGAGCAAUAUUGUGGUACGAAUUGGAGUGAGUCAUCCGAUAAUAAUCCUAAUAAAAAAGAUUUUUUCAAAGGUACUACAGAGAGCUUGAUAACUGGUGAUAGAAAACCGAGUAAAAAAUGUAUCUAUUGUGGUGAAACGUCACAUUAUUCCGAUGAAUGCAGCAAAAUAACGACAUUGGAAGACCGAAGAAAGAAAUUGAAUGGUCGUUGCAUCAUUUGUUUGAAUCCUGGUCAUCUCGCUAAAGACUGUACGGUAAACAAACCAUGUGUACAUUGUAAGAAACGUCGUAGUCAUCAUCGUAGUUUAUGUAUUAAAUUAUUUUCAAAAGAAGUUAGUAAUCCUGAACCAACUGAAUCUUUACUAAUGAAAGAUCAAGAAGGUAACCUGUUAGCAGCCACAAUCAACGUUGGUAAUGAAAGUCGUGUUCAGAAAGUUACCUCAAUUCUGGAUAGCGGUUCAAGAAGAUCGUACAUUACUACGAGGUUGGCCGAUAAAUUAAAAUUGAAGCCUCUUCAUUAUGAAACGAUUAGAAUUUCUACGAUUUGUUCCGAAGCUCCUCGAGAAAUUUCAACCAAGGUCGUUAGUUUAGAUAUUUUUACAAAUGAUGGUGAAAAAAUAAAAAUCACUGCAAAUACGAUACCUAAAAUUAUUAAUCGAAUAAAUCACCACGAUAUUAAGUUAGAUUCCAGAUUCAAGAAAUUCAAGCUCGCUGAAGUUGAUAAAAAUCUUGUACCUGAACUCCUGAUUGGAAAUGACUACAUGUUCGAUUUUAUGGUCAUGGAAAAAGUAAUUAUUGAUGAUUCAACUUCGUUAAUCAAUUCGAAAUUUGGAUGGCUGGUUGUUGGUCGAAUCGAUAAAAACCACGAAACUCCAGUUUUCUUCUCCGAGAUUGAAAUGGUAGAAAACCUAUGGAAAUUAGAUGCGAUUGGGAUAGAUGAUUCAACCUCAGUGGAGGAUAUUGGCGAUGAACUUGCGGUAAAAAGUUUUUAUGAUAAUAUAGAAUUGAUAGAUAAUCGUUAUGAAGUAGCUUGGCCCUGGAAAGAGUACCCUCCUGAUUUAAAAUCGAACAAAGGGCUCGCCUACGGUCGUUUGAAAUCUCAGAUGAGAAAAUUCGAAAAGAACAAAGAAUUAUUCGACGAAUAUGACAAAGUGAUCAAAUACCAAGAGUCUCAAGGUAUUAUCGAACGAGUCAACGAAUCUAUCAACGAUAAAGAAGAUUUAGUUCAUUAUCUUCCGCAUCACGAAGUUCUGACACCAGAAAGAAUUGUGAAGAAAAUUGAUAAAUCGUUCAAUUAUCGCUACGUUCCAUCUGCUGAAAAUCCUGCUGAUAUAGCCAGUCGCGUUGCAGAAGUGCAAGAUUUGAAUUCGUUCUGGUGGGAAGGCCCCACAUGGUUGAAAGAGAUGGAAGUUGCUUGGCCAAAGGCAAUGAAUUUACAAUUUGAAUCCGAACCUGAACCUGAACCAGAACCAGUACUUAUCUCCAAUAAUACAGCUGUAAUUCAGCCUCCUUUUAAAAUCGAUUGUACUCAAUUUAAAACCCUCAACUAUCUACUUGAUGCAACGUUAAGCUACAUGAAAAAUGUCAAUCCGAAUAAUAUUGUUCAGAAAACCGAAGAAGCUUUCAACCAGUGGAUUAUGUAUAUCCAAAACAAAAAUUAUCCUGAUAUUUCGCAACCUAAUCCGCUUGGUUUAAAACGUGAUUCUCAAAAUAUUAUACGUUGUCAUGGACGCCUGGUUGAAUCAUGUCUCGACGAUAAUGCAAAGUUUCCAAUACUUCUACCUGAGAAAGAAUACUUCACUCACUUAUUAAUUGAAAAAAUUCAUAUCGAUAACUAUCAUGUUGGCGUUUCGCAUACUCUCUCUGAAUUGAGAAAAAAUUUCUGGAUUCCAAAAGGCAGAUCGACGGUGUACUACGUUCUAAAAAAAUGUGCUAACUGCAAAUACUACGAUGGUGGUCCAUAUAAAUAUCCUGCAAUUCCUCCGUUACCUGAAUUUCGUGUAAAUCAAAGCAGUCCGUUUUCCUGUUGUGGUAUCGACACAUUUGGUCCUUUAUACGUCAGUGAUAACUCAGUCCAGAAAAAAGUAUUUGUUACAUUACGCACAAUUCCAAAAUUCGUAAUAAGUGACAACGCGCCACAAUUUAAAAUAACCAAAUCAGCUUUUGAAAAUCUUUGGCAACAAAUAAUUUCUGAUAAUGAUGUAAUAGAUUUUUGUAAAAAUAAUUUGAUAGAAUGGAAACUGUUGCCUGAAUAUGCCCCGUGGCAUGGCGGUUUUUACGAAAGAUUAAUCGGUGAAAAUGAUAGUAAUGUAUUAACACCUAAUGAUUUGAUGAAUACCAAAUUCGAUUUUAUUCCGGAUAUUGAUAAUGUUAAAAAUAUUAAACGUGAUGUAAUCGUAAAUUUAUGGAAAAGAUCUAACGAUAUUAUUAAUCAAUUUUGGAACGUUUGGAAAUUUCAAUAUUUAACUAGUCUUCGUGAACGUAAUAUUAGUAUAAAACAAAAGAAAAAUGUAGUAGACUUAGUUCCUAAAGUAGGAGAUAUCGUAUUAAUUGAAGGUUAUCCGAACAAAAUCGGCGAUGAAAUGACCGAGUACCGAACGUUCGAAGACAGCUAUUUUCAUCUCACCGGAACCGAACAUGUCCAGAAAACAUCUACCCAGUUAUCACCAACGAAUACAAAUUGA